ACCGUCGACGUCCGCGCUUUUAUCGCUGGCGGCACGCAAUGGAGUCGAGCAAGCUCACUGAACGGGCAGCCGGCGUGGGAUCCGCGGUGGCGAUAUGGCAGCGCGUGUUGUGGAGGUGAAAGGGAGCAUCAUGUCUGCCCUGCGUAGGUUAGUAGACGCCCUCGUGGACGGUGCCUUCCGCGUGGCAAACUUGCGAAAAUCUCCCCGGCUGCCACCCAUCAAGGAUCCCCUUCUGCUUCAGCCCGCUGUGGCGUUGGCCGCUAAAAUUGGGCGAGGAGAGGUGAAAAGCGUGGACGUUGUUCGUGCCUUCAUAUCUCGUAUGAAAGAAGUCGACCCACUACUCAAUGCUAUCGUGGACGAACGCUUCGAGGAGGCACUCCUGGAGGCCCGUACGGUGGACAGUCUGGUGGAGGCUACACCCGUCGAAGACCGACCGGCGCUGGUCCAGAGGCAGCCUUUCUUAGGCGUUCCUUUUACCACGAAAGACCUUGUGGGAGUCAAAGGCCUCCUCCUGGACGUCGGAGUUCCUGGAAGGCGCGGUGUCCGUGCUGAAGAAGACGCAGGUGCUGUGGCCGCCCUGCGUCGUGCCGGUGCGCUUCCUCUCGCUCUGACCAACGUCUCCGAGAUGGCCAUGUGGUGGGAAUCUUACAACAAGCUGCACGGUCGCACACGUAACCCGUACGACCUGCGGAGGAUACCGGGAGGCUCGAGCGGUGGGGAAGGCAGUCUGUUGGCGUCCGGCGGCUCCGUGAUAGGCGUUGGAACGGACAUCGGAGGCUCCAUACGAAUGCCUGCUUUCUUCAACGGUAUCUUUGGCCACAAACCGUCCCCGGGCAUCGUGAGCAACUCUGGCCACUUUCCCGUCAUCGUAGACAUUCAGGCGGAAUUCCUGGGCACGGGGCCCAUGUGCCGCUACGCGGAGGACCUGCUGCCCAUGAUGAUGGCGCUCGCGGGAGAAGAUAAUGCUAAGCGAGUCCUGAGGCUGGACCAACCGGUGAAUCUCCAAUCAAUACGCAUGCAUUACAUCAUUGAAGCGGGAAAAUGCUUCAUGAUGUCUCCGGUUCAUCGAGAUGUUCGAAAGGCGUUAACAGAUGUUGUGGAGCAUUUCCGACAACAGCUGGGCAUCGAGACCAGCGAAGCCAGGCUGGACUCUUUGCGAUACUCCUUCGAAAUGUGGAACAGCAUGAUGACCUCCGGGGAGUGUCCCACCUUCGGCGAAAUCUUGGACAGAUGCGGCAGCCACAUAGGGCCAGCCAAGGAGCUCGUGAAAUGGUUCAGCAGCAUGUCGGAACACACCUUCGCGGCUAUCGCCCUCGUCAUCGGCGAGAAACUGAACCCUGGAAAAUCGACGAACGUUGCGCGAAGAUUCUGUCAAAUGGCCUCCGACCUCCAGGAGCAGCUCCAGGAGCUCCUGGGCAACGAUGGUGUCUUGCUGAUGCCGACGCACCCUGAGCCAGCGCCGUAUCAUAGCGCCCCCACGUUCAGAGCGUUUAAUUUUGCCUAUACGGGGGUGUUUAACAUCCUCCGAGUGCCCGUGACGGCUUGUCCCGUGAGACUUGGGGCUACGACGGGUCUUCCGGUCGGAAUCCAGGUGGUGGCGACCAGACACAACGACCGUCUAUGUCUGGCGGUUGCUCGGGAGAUUGAGAAAGCGUUCGGAGGUUGGAGAGAACCUUGCCUUCUAGAAGAUGGUUACGCCGUACUCUAAACUGGCGUGCGUCAACAUUCGUUUUCAACCGAUGGUAUACAUAUAACUUCUUGGUCGGAUGCGUACGCGAAAUCGUCGUGUAGGUGCUGCAGGCAGACCUACAGGAGACCUUGUAGCACGCAUGGUUACCAUUUUGAUAUCUGCUUAAUCCCCACAGCAGACCGCUUUUGUGGACCUGUGCACUUUUCUCGAAUGAGUGACAUCUUUACAGUGAGCGACAGUUUUCCUUUUCCUUUUCUUUUUUUUUGUCGUGUUCGUAAAUCACCGUACAUUGACAAGGGAGCACGUACUAGCCACGUAUGCAGCUCCUUCAUAUCAUUUUUUGAUGCACGCUCUUGCUCCUCAUUUAAUGUGUACGUUUGCAGCUACAAGUUAUUACGUCCAUGUUCCCUUAUAUAGGAACAUAAACAAACGUGCGGCCAGUUUUGUACACCCGUGUUGAGAUGCUACGUGAUACUGUCUGAAAUUCACGUGUCACUGACACGGCUUAUUUUUGUAUCCCAAAAUUUUCCCGAAAUGUCUCUAAACUAUGCAAGUCAUAGGUAUACUGGUGCACUUCGAGUUUUUAGUUAUGUACAUAGGGCUUUUUUUUUUUUUUUUAUGCGAGUGAGUGAGUCGUAUGCUUGCUUCUUUUACUCAGGAAGCGUUCAAUCAUACUUUGAAUGAGAAGCAUGUAAAUAUGCCUCGUGUUCUUGUAUACAUGAUGCUCACAACAGAUUUUAACGCGCACAUUUGUUACGAAUAAAGUUGUUGCAGAUCUUA
This is a messenger RNA of Ornithodoros turicata, 2470 nucleotides long. RefSeq names its product fatty-acid amide hydrolase 2-A-like. Lineage: Eukaryota; Metazoa; Arthropoda; Arachnida; Ixodida; Argasidae. The record is from RefSeq and is a predicted model, not a curated record. The transcript is spliced from 6 exons. The coding region runs from base 95 to 1708 and encodes 537 amino acids. Gene Ontology annotation, cellular component: endomembrane system.